Messenger RNA from Phaedon cochleariae (mustard beetle), 471 nucleotides. NCBI's taxonomy places the organism in Eukaryota, Metazoa, Arthropoda, Insecta, Coleoptera, Chrysomelidae. The record is from the annotation of a GenBank genome assembly.
AUGUCCACAGUUGCUUUAUUACAGUUCGUCAGUAAUCUUAAAUCUCGGCAUGAACAUGUCCGUCUCAAAGCUGUAAACGAUUUAUCACUUUAUGUGAAAAGUGAGCUGAGGGAAGCAACUGCUGAUGAAAUAAACAGUUUCCUAGAUGAGUUUAAUCAUCACAUCUUUGAGAUGGUAUCCAGCAAUGAUAUCAAUGAGAAAAAAGGAGGAAUACUUGCUAUUGUUUGCUUGAUAGGGGCUGAUGUAGGGAAUAUGACUUCCAGAAUAAGUAGAUUUGCAAAUUAUUUACGAAAUUUGCUACCCUCAAGUGACGUGGGGGUGAUGGAGCUUGUAGCUAAGGCUAUGGGCCAUCUAGCUAUUGUGUCUGGAUCCAAAGCUUCUGAAUAUGUCGAAUUUGAAGUGAAAAGGGCAUUUGAAUGGUUGCAGGAAGACAAGGCUGAUGUAUGUUUGUAUUUAUCUAACAUCACCUAA